GGCAUCAGUUAUCCAUUCAGCUGGCGUGCAGUAAUAUCAACUAAAACAACAUGAAGGUCUUAAUCAUCGCCGUUUUAAUUGCUGCUGUUGUUGCUGACCAAGCACCCUAUUAUCAGCCUAGCUACUACCCCGAAUACAAGCCGGAGUACAAGCCAGAGUAUAAGCCCGAAUAUAAGCCGGAGUACAAGCCGGAGUACAAGCCGGAGUAUAAGCCGGAAUACAAGCCUGAAUACAAGCCGGAGUACAAGCCAGAAUAUCCAACUCAAAAGCCGUACUACGCAGAACCAGCUUACAAACCCACUUACCCAGAGUAUAAGCCAGCUUAUACCGAACAUAAACCGGCUUACCAUGAACCAACGUAUGCCCACCCGGCACCAGCUUACAAACCCGGAUACAAGCCUGCGUAUCCGGAACACAAACCGACUUACUCGUCUCCACCACAGUAUCCUUCCUACGCCCCAACAUAUCCAGUCAAAUAUUAA
Messenger RNA from Daphnia pulicaria, 482 nucleotides. Its product is annotated as adhesive plaque matrix protein-like. The coding region runs from base 51 to 482 and encodes 143 amino acids. NCBI's taxonomy places the organism in Eukaryota, Metazoa, Arthropoda, Branchiopoda, Diplostraca, Daphniidae. The transcript has 2 exons. The record is from RefSeq and is a predicted model, not a curated record.